Molecule: messenger RNA, 830 nt
Organism: Dermatophagoides pteronyssinus (European house dust mite)
Lineage: Eukaryota; Metazoa; Arthropoda; Arachnida; Sarcoptiformes; Pyroglyphidae
Source: RefSeq, a predicted model, not a curated record
CUUCACAUAGUUAUUUUUUUGGUAAUGAAAAAGAUAAUUUUGAAAUGGCUAAAAUUUACAUGAUUAUUUUGUAUUUAUCAAUACAAUUGAUUAAUUUGAUCAAUAUUGAUGCAGCCAAACCAAAAUCAACAUCAAAAUUAUGUACCAAAAUUGAUCAUGAUCGUAUGGAUAAUUGUGUUAUGAUUCUAUCCUUUCUAACCGAUGAUCAACUUCUCAAUAAUCCACCGUUAUCAAUGAAAGAGGUAAAUUAUUAUUGUCGACGUUUGAAACCGGCCGAAAAAUGUGUUGAACAAUAUCUGAAUCGUUGUACGGAUAUACAAACACGACAAACAGUUAAAAUUUUCCUAUAUUCAUUGGUACGAACAAAUCGAAAAUAUUGUAAUAGCCAAAAACGUAAAUCAACUGUUCUAAGUUUAGUUAAAUGUGCAAAAGAUCGUCUACCAGAAUUCGGUAAUUUAAUGAGAAAUUUUACCGCUGAUAUGCAUACAUUACGUAAAUUUCAGCCACAAAAUCUACGUAUUCCUUUGGUUUGUUGCAAUUAUUAUAAAUAUCAAGAACUUGGCAUUCGAAAGAUACAGAAAACAUGUGAUGUACCGGAAUUAUUAUCAGUGAUACGUGAUGCACUUCAAAGUUAUUUCGGUGAUAUAAUAACAGUUAUGUGUGGUGAUUAUACUGAUGAUUCUGAUCGUUGUGAUAAUAUUAUUGAUUUGAUUCCAAAAUGGGAUAAUAAAAAACAAUUAGAAUGGAAAACAUUUGCAAUGCCUUUGGUCGAAAUAUUUAAUAGUUUUCAUUUUAAUAACAGUGAAAUAAAUUAAAAAUAUUUUAAAUAA